Messenger RNA from Ictalurus punctatus (channel catfish), 2267 nucleotides. RefSeq names its product magnesium transporter MRS2 (gene mrs2). Gene Ontology annotation, cellular component: mitochondrial inner membrane. The transcript has 11 exons. The record is from RefSeq and is a predicted model, not a curated record. Bases 544 to 1857 code for a protein of 437 amino acids. Gene Ontology annotation, biological process: mitochondrial magnesium ion transmembrane transport. Lineage: Eukaryota; Metazoa; Chordata; Actinopteri; Siluriformes; Ictaluridae. Gene Ontology annotation, molecular function: magnesium ion transmembrane transporter activity.
GAACACACCUAUUGUUUCUCGCACCACGUGCUGAGAGCACCGGCAAUUGCCCCAGUGCAUGCUGGUUAUUUUGGUCAUAACCUACAACCGAAAACAUUUACAGCUUUCUGGCUUUAUACGCGUAUUGACACGUUCUGGGAAGAUUUAGAUUUUAAAAAUAAGAAUAAAAACACCUUUAUAAAUGUGGUAGUGAGGCGAUGAACAGGAGUUUAUGAAGAGCCGUUCUUCUCCAUUCGUCCAUACAGCUUAGCAAGAGAGCUGAAGAUUUAGCUUACUGUUCGUUUUUAGAAUCAAGAUUAAGCCAUUUUGUCCUGUGCUGGUUAGUUUACAAAUAAAUAAGCAAACCACGAAGAAUUUAUACCAAGUCAAAACUUUUUUUUUAUUUUUGUUUUUUUAAAACUUUUUCUUUAAAAAAAAAUUAAAGCCACUUGGACUUACACAAGGCUGUCUGGAUACAUCUGGAGGACGCAGCUCUGUUUAAAAUAACUGAGAUAUGUCAUAGAAAAGGCACUUUUAACAGGGUCUUGGCCUUGUUCGGUUAAAAUGGAAGCAUGUGUGAGAUUUUUAUAUCGAGAGGGUCCGCGGAUAGUCUCUACAAGAUGUUGGACUCGUGGGAUAUUGAAGGGGUCGAGAUCACCUCUGGGGCGUCCUCCCAGUGCUCAUCGUUCAGCAGCUGUGUGGACAUACAGACAUGUUCCUCCAGACACAACACGCCUCACAUGCACACCCAGUCACAGCACCCUCCUCUGUCGUGGCAGUGUUACAGACUCUUCACAUGCAGCUCUGUCCAGUGUGGCUCCUGUCUUCAUCGUGAUGAAAUUCGAUCCUGAGGGGAAUGUCACGUCAUUUGCUUUUUUUUUUUCAGAGAAAAAGAAAACAGAGCUUUAUCAGGAACUUGGGUUGCAGGCAAGAGACCUGAGAUUCCAACACCUCACCAGCAUCACAUCACGAAAUAAAGCAAUCAUCAUACGCAUGGAGUCCCUAAAAGCAGUAGUAACUCCAGAAUGCCUGCUGGUGUUGGAUUUCCGUGGGCUUGGUUUGGAGAAGUGGCUGGUUUUGGAGCUGGGGCCACAGUUAGCAGGAGAUGGUGCUCUGGCCACCUAUUCACUACCUUUCGAGUUUAGAGCCUUGGAGGCCAUUCUACAGCACAGGAUAAACACCCUCCAGGCAAGGCUAAAUGAGGUUCAGCCCCAGAUUUUAGAUUGCCUCGAAUCAUUAGUGGAUCCCAAGCUUCUGUCUGCAGAUCGUAGUAAACUACACAUGCUUCUCCUCAACAGUAAGAGUCUCUCUGAACUGGAGACUGACAUUAAAGUAUUUAAGGAUAGCCUGCUGAAGAUUCUGGAUGAGGACGAGCUGAUCGAGGAACUGUGUCUCACCAAAUGGACUGACCCCCGUGUGUUUGAGGAGAGUAGUUUGGGGAUAGAUCAUGCUCACGAGAUGGAGUUACUCUUGGAGAACUAUUUCAUGCAGGCAGAGGAGCUGGGAAACAAAGCUCGAGAGCUGAAGGGGCUAAUCGAUGACUCGGAGAGUGUCAUCUUCAUCAACCUGGACAGUCAUCGAAAUGUGAUGAUGCGCCUGAACCUCCAGCUUACCAUGGGAACCUUCUCCCUUUCCUUAUUUGGUUUGAUGGGAGUGGCCUUUGGCAUGAAUCUGAUGUCUUCAUUUGAAGAGGAUCCACGUGCAUUCUGGUUAGUGACAGGAGUCAUGUUCUUAGGCAGUGGACUCAUCUGGAGGCGACUGCUUUCUUUCCUGGGACGACACUUAGAGCCCAGCUCUCCUCCUCCAAUCCCACCUGUUUGGAGGAAAAGCCAACUCAGCACAUUAAAAGGCACAGAUCUAAAACCUGGAGUUAGAUGAUAGUGUGACCCCAUGUUGUUCCGUCUGUUUUUCUGUGUGCAGUAAAUCUAUUCUAAACUGAUAUAUUGUGCUUUUAAUUGUAGUAAAUACUUAAAAAGCAACCGGCAAUAGAACUGACAUAUUUUCCUCUUCGUGUCUAUUACAACAUCUUAAGCAUUGAAGACAGAAAUCAAUCUGAUUUUUACCCACUAUAUUUGUAACCAGGGAUUUUAACUUUUUCAGUUUACUUGUUGGUAAGUCACUGAUUGAUGUGAUGUUAUGAACACACCUCUUGUUGGUUUUAAGCUGUUAAUCUUAAUUAGGUUAGCCCUUAAAUACCUAUGUGACGGGUUCCAUAUACUUUAAAUAAUCGAUCACCCAUACUGAUGGGUACAUAACUUAAAAUAAAGAGCUUCAAUAUAAGUUACUUC